Impatiens glandulifera is the source of this 678-nucleotide messenger RNA. RefSeq names its product 40S ribosomal protein S25-2-like. Gene Ontology annotation, cellular component: cytosolic small ribosomal subunit. Gene Ontology annotation, molecular function: structural constituent of ribosome. The coding region runs from base 139 to 465 and encodes 108 amino acids. The transcript is spliced from 4 exons. Lineage: Eukaryota; Viridiplantae; Streptophyta; Magnoliopsida; Ericales; Balsaminaceae. The record is from RefSeq and is a predicted model, not a curated record.
CAGAAAAUUCAGCAUAAGCUAUACAAAACCCUAGGCUAGGGUUUGUAUGACAAAAUCAUAUUAAUCCAUUUUCUCAUUUGUCUUCCUUCCUGCUCUUCAAAGUUCACUGCUUUCUCAGAGUCUCUCUCUACCGAUCCUAUGGCUCCAAAGAAAGAAAAGGCUCCGCCGCCGUCUUCCAAGCCCGCCAAAUCUGGCGGUGGAAAGCAGAAGAAGAAGAAGUGGAGCAAAGGAAAACAAAAGGAAAAGGUGAACAAUAUGGUGUUGUUUGAUAAGGCUACGUACGAUAAGCUUCUCGUUGAAGCCCCCAAGUUCAAGCUCGUUACUCCUUCCAUUCUAUCUGAUCGUCUCAGGGUCAAUGGAUCACUUGCAAGAAAGGCGAUAAAAGAGCUGAUGUCUAAAGGUUUGAUCAGGUUGGUUUCUACCCAUUCCAGCCAGCAGAUCUACACAAGAGCUACUAACACAUAAGAAGACUCUUGUCAGUUGCCAAUCAAAACCUUUCUAAAAUUGAGCUAGCAUGUUUUUUUACAUUGAAUCUUUCCUUGCAUUUCUUUUGAAUUCUGCAUCCUCUUAAUCUAUUCUAGGGUUAAUUUACAUUUCCCUAUAUUUUCUGAAGGUAUUAUUUAAUUAUGCUACCAACAAUCACAUUUAUUUUCAUCUUUUAUACUGAGUUUUUCUCUA